Ostrea edulis (European flat oyster) is the source of this 8079-nucleotide messenger RNA. RefSeq lists its product as uncharacterized. Gene Ontology annotation, biological process: protein dephosphorylation. The coding region runs from base 68 to 5071 and encodes 1667 amino acids. Gene Ontology annotation, molecular function: protein tyrosine phosphatase activity; scavenger receptor activity. Lineage: Eukaryota; Metazoa; Mollusca; Bivalvia; Ostreida; Ostreidae. The record is from RefSeq and is a predicted model, not a curated record. The transcript is spliced from 37 exons.
CACAAUACAGAAGUCACGUUCAGCUCCAGUUAUUUAACUUCCUUGUUGAGUUUGUGCGGCGGUCACCAUGAUGGUUUCAAUAUAUCUCCUGUUGAUGAUUUGUAUGGUUUCAUAUGCAUACGAGAACAUUGCCCUCAAUAAACCGACAUGGCAGCUUCAUCCGUAUAGCAACACGCUAUAUUCUGCAAGUAAUGCUGUAGAUGGUCGCAAAUCUAACCUCCACGUGACUGGUAACCAGUGUGUCAUAUCUAACGUUAAUCAGCAGGUAGCCACAUGGAGAGUGGACUUACAGGACAUCCUCAGUAUACAUCACAUUACCAUUUAUUACAGGACGGACAAUAUCACAUGGGGUCCAAAAAAUAAUUACUCCGGCAGAUUUGUGGGUUUUUCAUUAUACGUAUCGAACACAACCAAUAGAACACAAGGUCAUCUGUGUGUUCCUGACACAAACUACACAAGGGACACCAUACCCGCCGUCCUCAACGUCGCCUGCCCAGUUCACGGACAAUACAUCAUCUACUACAACGAAAGACUACCCGGAGUUACCUACCCUGUUGGUUAUAGUACCCAUGCAUUUAAUGAACUCUGUGAAGUAGAGGUUUACGGGUGUCCCAUUCCUGGAUAUUAUGGAACAGACUGUUCCCUUUCGUGUCCAGUCAACUGUAGAACUAUGCAUUGCCACAUAGAGACGGGGGCGUGUCAGGGUUGUAAACCUGGAUAUAAAGGUCAUCGAUGUGAACAAGAAUGUGACAGCGGAAGGUAUGGUGAAAUGUGCCAGUACGAAUGUGGAAAAUGUAAAGACAAGGAAAAGUGUCAUCAUAUAGACGGGGCAUGUUUAAACGGAUGUGAGCCAGGUUUCAAGGGAGGGGGAUGUGUAGAAAAAUGUGACAGCGGAAAGUAUGGCGAAGGCUGUCAAUAUGAAUGUGGAAAAUGUAAAGAUAUGGAUCAGUGUCAUCACAUAAACGGCACAUGUUCAAACGGAUGUCAAGAAGGUUUCAAGGAAGGGAAAUGUGUAGAACAAAACAUAGCAUUUAAGAAAUCAACAUGGCAACUUACACAAUAUAUCCCAAAUGACGACACAUUCGAUGAAAGUAAUGCUGUAGAUGGGCUCAAAUCUAACCUCAGCGCCUGGGGAGGGCAGUGUGCCAUAUCCGAUGUUAAUCGACAUAUAGCUACUUGGAGAGUGGACCUAAAUGACAUCCUCAGUGUUCGUCACAUUACCAUUUACUACAGGACGGACAAUUCUGCAUUGGUUUGGCCAACUGACUUUGCUGGAAGGUUUUUGGGGUUCUCCUUAUACGUAUCAAACACAACCAACAAAACACAGGGAAAAUUGUGUUUCCAUGACACAAACUACACAACAGCAACCAUACCCACCGUCCUUGAUAUCAACUGUCCAGUGCACGGACGAUACGUCAUCUAUUACAACGAAAGACUACAAGGAAAUACCUACCCUGCUGGUUAUAGUGAUUACGCAUUUAAUGAACUCUGUGAAGUAGAGGUUUAUGGGUGUCCCAGUCCUGGGUUUUACGGAAGAAACUGUUCCCUCUCGUGUCCAGAUGACAACUGUAGAUAUUGUCACAUAGAGACAGGGGUGUGUCAGGGGUGUAGAUCUGGAUAUAAAGGUCACCGGUGUCAACAAGAAUGCAACGAUAAGAAGUUCGGUGAAGGAUGUCAAGAGGAUUGUGGGUAUUGUACAGGUUUGACACAGUGUCAUCAUGUUAACGGGACGUGUUUAAAUGGAUGUAAACCGGGCUUCAAACCAGGGACCUGUAAAGAAACGUGUGACAAUGGAAAAUAUGGUCAGGAUUGUGAUUCCGAUUGUGGAGCUUGCUUAAAAUCAGAACAGUGUCACCAUGUGAAUGGAACGUGUUUAAAGGGAUGUGAUCUAGGAUACAAGGGUGAUUUAUGCAAUGAAACGUGCGACAAUAGAACAUAUGGUCAGGAUUGUGAUUCCGAUUGUGGAGCUUGCUUAAAAUCAGAACAGUGUCACCAUGUGAAUGGAACGUGUUUAAAGGGAUGUGAUCCAGGAUACAUGGGUGAUUUAUGCAAUGAAACGUGCGACAAUAGAACAUACGGUCAGGAUUGUGAUUCCAAUUGUGGAGCUUGCUUAAAAUCAGAACAGUGUCACCAUGUGAAUGGAACGUGUUUAAAGGGAUGUGAUCCAGGAUACAAGGGUGAUUUAUGCAAUGAAAGAUGUGAUGAUGGAGUGUUUGGAGAAAAUUGUAAUACAUCGUGCGGAAGAUGUAUUAGCUCAGAACCGUGUCAUCAUAUCAACGGAACAUGUAUGAACGGAUGUGAAAGUGGUUUUCAUGGAUGGAAUUGCACUGAAGUAUGUGAAGAUGGAUAUUUUGGUGAAAACUGCUUGAAAACAUGUAACCAAACGUGUAUGAGUUGUAAUAAAAGUUCUGGAAUAUGUGACAGUGGGUGUCUUUCAGGAUGGAAGGGGGACUACUGCGAAAAAGCUUGUGAUGGUGGAUGGUAUGGCGAAAAUUGCAGCAUUCGCUGUGGAAUGUGUCUAAACUCGGCACAAUGUCACCCCAUUAAUGGGUCAUGCAUGGUUGGAUGUGAUAGGGGCUUCCAGGGAGAGAAUUGCACUCGAUUAUGUGAUGAUGGGUUUUUUGGCCACAACUGCUUAGAAACGUGCAACAAGACAUGUAAGAGCUGUAAUAAGACUACAGGGAUAUACGACAAUGGAUGUCACGAUGGAUGGAAAGGGGACUACUGUGAUAAAGAAUGUAACGGUGGUGUGUUUGGAGAGGAUUGCAGUCGCAGCUGUGGACACUGUAACAACACAGAACAGUGUCAUCACAUCAAUGGAAUUUGUUUAAGAGGGUGUGACUUGGGAUACGAAGGAAAUAAUUGUACCAAAGUUUGCGAACAUAGUCACUUUGGAUAUGACUGUGCUCAAAAUUGCAGUUCAGGAUGUGUUAACAUGACAUGCGAUCGGCGAAAUGGAUCUUGUGCUAUAAUCAAAUUGAAACUUGAUGAACAAACGGGAGAUAAUGAAAUGGUUCCAAUAGCUGGUGCCAGUGCAGGUGUACUCGCCGUGUUGAUAGGCGUCCUCGUGGUACUCUUCAGCAUACGAAGAUCUAGGAAAGCAAAAGAACAAAGAAAACAAGAAUUGACUCAUAAUGCUGGAUUCGACAAUCUGUAUGCAAAUGCUGAUCCUGGACUCAGUACAGAAACAAAGAAAAGACGAACAAAUGGCACGUACAAGGAACCAAACAAAGCCCACGAAUCUUCCAAGCUAGCGACAACAAAAAAUGUUGGAGAUGAGGAAAUGGAUGAUAGUCACGAUGAUUUGUACAUGAAUGAAACAGUAACAGAAAUUCCAAUUGAUCGUCUAGAAUCAGCUAUUGCAGAAAAGCAGGAAAAUGACGACAAUGGGUUUCGGAAGGAGUAUGCUGCACUCCCCCACGGUGAACGUCAUAAGUGCGACGCUGGAAAGCUGCCCCAAAACGUGCCCAAAAAUAGAUUCAAAACCACGUUUCCAUAUGAUCAUUCAAGGGUCAUAUUAAGGACAAAAGCAGAUGGAGAAUCCACAGAUUAUAUAAACGCAAAUUAUAUUGAUGGUCCAAAUCGGAAAAAAGAAUACAUUGCUGCUCAAGGACCGAGACCAAAUACAUUAAAAGAUUUCUGGACGAUGAUCUGGCAAGAAAAUGUGUCUGUUAUUGUUAUGUUGACGAAUCUCAAAGAAGGAGACAAGAUAAAAUGUAGCCAGUACUGGCCAGAUCGGAAUAAGCAUAUAAGCUAUGGAAUUGUAUCAGUGAAGAUGAUUGAGGAAAAAGAAUACGCAUUCUACGUCGUACGAAAGCUGACAGUGAUUAACAAGGAGCUGAAGAAUUCACGUGUUGUGACACACUAUCACUACACCUCGUGGCCGGAUCAUGGAACGCCUGACCCCCUGUGCCUUGUUAUUUUCCAUAACCACGUGACCAGAACAACUACCAAUAAGAGUGAUGCACCCACUGUUGUCCAUUGCAGUGCCGGUAUUGGACGCACAGGGACAUACAUCGCUUUGGACGCUCUAUCCCAGAUUGGAAGAAAGACAAAGAAGGUGGACAUCGCUAAAUAUAUCAGGAAAAUGAGGGAAAAUCGAAUGACCAUGGUCCAGACAUACGAACAGUACGUAACUGUAUUCCUUGCUUUACAUGAAACUUUCAUGGCACCCGUCAAGCUGGACAACAUUUCCGAUUUCAGUAGGAAAGCCGAAAAGGCGGGAAAAGACAUGCCAGCCAAUCAAAACGUCUUACUUAAAGACGUUCAGGUACGGAAUGAAUUUGAGCUUCUACUUAAAUUACGACCAACGUACACUGACUCAGACUACAAGGUGGCGAAACAAAGCAGUGGAAAGAAAGCUGAAGGAAUAAUGCCACUUGAUAAGUAUAGUUUGCACCUCUCUUCUGUGGUUUCAAAACGAGGUCAAUACAUCAACGCCAUUGUUGUUCCGUCCUAUACCAAAGCAAGAGGUUUCAUUGUGACUCAAUAUCCACCGACAGGGGACGCUGUUGAUUUCUUACGUCUCCUCAUUGAUCACGAGUCUAACACAGUGAUCUUCAUGGAUCCACUAAUUGACAUUGAAACGAGCAAUGAGUGGCUACCAAGAGAUUCCUCUUCCAAAGCAGUUCCUCCGUUUUCAGUCCAUAGGCAGUCCAACUCCCGGACCGAUGUUACCAGUACCGUGCUCAGCAUUCAACACGACAACACUGAACACGAGGCUCAUCCAGUGACAGUUAUUGAACCGAAUGUCAGAAUCAAAUCAACCGGGAACCAUCUGGACACAUCCCAGCUUCGGAGUCUGGUGUCAGCGGCUCGAUUUACAGAAUCAGAGAACCCCAUCACUGUGGUCAGCAGAGAUGGCGCUUCCAUGUGCGGUAUUUUCUGUGCCGUCCACAACCUGAUAGAACAGAUCACCUUAGAUGAUGGCGUGGAUGUGUUCACUGCUGUUCGACAGCUUCAAAUCAGGAGACCGGAAUUCUGUGCAAACCUUGAGGAAUAUGGGCUGGUAUACAGAGCGGUUCACGAUCACAUCCAGAGUACUUCAGAGAACAUCUACUCCAACCAAUAGAAUGUUCCAAAAAACCAAUAAUAUGCUGCCAAACAUAUACUACAACCAAUAGAAUGUUCCAAAACAACAUAUAUUAUGUUUCAAAACAACCAAUAAUAUGCUGCCAAACAUCUACUUCAAGUAAUAGAAUGUUCCAAACAUGUUACAACCAAUAGGGUGUUUCAGGACAUCUGCCAUAACUAAUUGAAUGCUUCAAAACUCUCGCAACGUUUACUAGUAUACACUUAAGUACUACACCAACUAGAGCGUGCCAUAAUAUCCAUUGCAACAAAAAUUUCUUCCACGAGUAAUGGAGAACUGCGGACAACAUGGCUAUACUGUUAAAGUGGUUAUUUAUCCUGUGGGUUAAGUACGCUUUUUUCCGCGUCCAACAUUACGCUCGGGGAAAAUACGCUGUAACUAAAUAUAACUUACAUUAUAUCACAUAUUUAUAACUAUACGCGUGGGUGGAAUUUACGGGCGUUUUAUGUGACCUGGUAAUUAGUGUAAAUUUCCCCCAUGUGUAAAUAACACUUUUACAGUAUUCUGUAGAAAGAUUCUUAAGUAGGUUAAAGAUACUUUAACCACUUAGAUAGAGACGCCACCAGCUGAAGAUGAAGUGUCACAUAAUUAGACCGAUUAUGUUGCAGUGAUUGUUAAAUGAGAUUGUUUUAGAGAAUUCACAACAAACUAAAAAAAAAAAAACACUUAUAGCUGAUAACAUCUUUAGAGUAUAUAGUCAAAUUUAUAUCCUUAUGCAUCGUUUUCAUUACUUUUUGUCAUUGCAUCAUCUUUUUAUUACAUCAUCAUUAUUAUUACUAUUAAUAUUAUUUUCUUAUUUAUUAUUACGACUAUUAAUCUUGUGAAUACUUAGGAAUUUACGUGUAUCAUAAGCAGUGAUGAUGAUUACGGAUGCAGAAAAGCGAAGAUAUAAAUUGUUUCAAAUAUUAAUACAUUCAUAAUCAAGUUGAUUGAUAACACGAUUAAACCUUUAUUGACAUGUAAGUAUUUAUAUUAAUUAGGAUAGCAAAAUACAUAUAGGUAUAAAUCUUUUCAUAAUUCGAAUCUCAAGCAUCUCCGGAAAUAAUACCCUACAUAAUCCUUAAUCCCUCUGAAUAGUUUACAUAAAGCUACCGUUAGACUGAUGAAGAGAUUGGAAAAUAGAUUUAUAACCACAUAGAAUUGUUUUUUACCAUUAAUGCAGAUACGAUAUAUAUAUAUAUAUAUAUAUAUAUAUAUAUAUAUAUAUAUAUACAUGAAUUGCUUUUUUUUUUACUUCAUAUGGAAGAUAUGUCAUAACCAGACACCGAGGUUGACUGAUCAAAGUGCGUCCAUCGUCUGAUGAGUACCCUACGUCUGAUUUAUAGUACACCUUUGUUGAUUUUCACCACACAUAUGCUCAUCUCACCCUAACAUGCUUGAAUAAGCGUUAUGUCAAUUUCGUUGCCCCUCUGGGAAAAUUAUUACAAAAUGCGAAAUAGAGUAAUUUGGAACACAUUUCUGUAAUGUCAAACCACGCUUCUUUCAGCGAUAUUCUAUAGAAGCAUGCAAUGCUCCAAUGGCUUGGAGUUCUAGGGGAUCGUGGGUUUAUUGAAUUAAGACUACACUACAAGAAGAUAAUUGCAUGUUAUUUUAGAAAACAUUUAAAGACUUGUUUCACAUACUCUGGCCUCACCUCGAAGAUUUAAAAAAUUAACAGCUGUGUUUCUCGUGGAAAGAAUCUAUUAAAAGUCUCUAAAGUGAAUGGAAGUCUGAAAUGUGAUAAAAAGAGUCCAGUGUGAUCACAUUGUCUCUGGAUGUUAAACUUAUACGGUACCAAUUUUGAUGCACCAGAUGUGCAUUUCGACAAUUGAUUGAUUGAAUAUUGUUUAACGUCCCUCUCGAGAAUAUUUCACUCAUAUGGAGACGUCACCACUGCCGGUGAAGGGCUGCACAAUUUAGGCAUAUGCUCGUCGCUUAUGGACAUUGAGCAGGGAGGGAUCUUUAUCGUGCCACACCUGCUGUAACACGGGACCUCGGUUUUUGCGGUUUCAUCCAAAGGGCCGCCCCAUGUCUCUUCAGUGAUAUAUCAUGAGUAUAUGUUAUACAAUAGGAUACUGAUAUAUGAUGAAAAGCUAUAUCACAUGUGAAAACAACAUGCAUGUGCAUUAAUUAUGUGUAAAGGGCAUUGGGGUGCGAUAUUGCACUUUUUCAUCCAAUAGCUUGGCUAAUAUGACUUAAACGUAAACAUAAUUCCUCUUUACGAACAUUAUAAGACUAUAUUAUGGAGCUUAAAACAUGGUUAGAUCACCAUCACUUCACAAAACCGAGGCAACCUCAAUGGAAUUGAUUAUGAAAUACUGUCAAUAAGACUAAAGAGUUAGCCAAACUUAUUAUGAAAUAUUUAUGUAAAUAAAACUAAAUACUUCGCUAAACUUAUAUAUCAAUGGUAAUUAAUAUAAAAUUACAUCAUUAUUUCUUUUUGCAUUAUAACAGUUACACGUAAAAACAAUUUGAAAAUAUACUGGGACAAUAUAAAAUCCACAUUUUUUUGUGGGAUUCACAUUUCGGAAAUUUGUAAGAAACAUAAACGUCUCGUCGAUAUUAAGUUUGUGGACAGUUCGUUAGUGUUAUUCCUUAUGAAUGAAAUAUAUACUUUGUUGAAAAACUUCAAAUUUCAAAGUUUGACGUCUCGAAUAGUCGUCAAGGCAAAUAGCAUUUCUGUUUAUCAAAGGAAAUUGUUCAAAAGAAAUGAAGAAAAAAAAAACCCCAGAAGUUGCAUAACGACUGAUGAUAGAUUAACUCAACGAAACUUACAAGUAUUGCAACAACUUGCAGAAAUGUAUAUUUUAUUAUUCUAAUUAUUAUCAUCAUGGAUAUUUUGUUUUUGUUUUCAUGUCUUUGAAAGUUGUAUGCUGUAAUUUUAUCCAUAUUUCAUGUACAUAAAUAUGUCAUACGAAUUUUUUUUAUUGCAUUCGAAUUCCUAUCAUUUGAAUUAUAUGUAUUCUCUUUCUUGGUAAUAAUUUUGUGCAAUAUAUUCCAAAAGUCAU